Molecule: messenger RNA, 2016 nt
Organism: Papaver somniferum (opium poppy)
Lineage: Eukaryota; Viridiplantae; Streptophyta; Magnoliopsida; Ranunculales; Papaveraceae
Product: calcium/calmodulin-regulated receptor-like kinase 2
Exons: 10
Coding region: 455-1729 (424 amino acids)
Biological process (GO): protein phosphorylation
Molecular function (GO): ATP binding; protein kinase activity
Source: RefSeq, a predicted model, not a curated record
AAAGGAAAAAAAAGAAGAAAAAAAAAAUUGUGCACCUAAAAAAGAAAGCUCCCGGUGAGGAUCGAACUCACGACCUUUCCCUUACGAAGGGAACACACUACCACUAUGCUACGGAAGCGUUGGUGUCCAUUACCAAUUUUAAUCAUCUAAUAACACUUCGUUUGGCGUAUUACACGGGUCCACCACUUCUUUACCUGGUCUUGUAGGGAUCGGCGGUUUCAAUUUUAUCUGAUUGCUUCAUCAGAGACUGCAGGCAUAACAUUCAAAAUCAGAGCAAAUUUUGGUAGGCAAGUGGGUAACAAACCCGAGUCUACAGUAUCAUGAACGUUGGCAAGCUGGGUGGAACCUACAGCCAAAAUUUCUUAACCAUCAAGCGCGUAUUUCAUAUCAGAUAAGAGAGAAUGAAGGUAUUAGAAACAGAAGAUGCUCUCACCUUGUGAGUAUCAUACAACAAAUGGCAGCUCCAGCUGGUUUGGUUGUUAUUGGUAUCUCAGUUGGAGUUGCAAUUGGCUUGUUAUUAGCAGUAUGCUCAUUCUUCGGUUUAAGGUGGUAUAGAAAGCGUUCUCAUCUUCGACAAAAUUCAACUGCGCGUAGUAGUGUAAGUUCCCUCCCCAUACGUACUAAUGGCUUGGGCGCAAGCAUAGAUAGCAGUGCAUCAAUCUCAAGUUCCAUAUCAGUUAACAUCUCAGACAUGCCUGCUGCAAUUACUCCUCGAUCUUGGUGGAACCACCAGAACAAAGAUGCAUUUGCUUCAAACUCGGGCAUUCCAAGAUACUCAUACAAGGAUAUCCAAAAAGCUACACAGAACUUUACAACCAUUUUAGGACAAGGAUCUUUUGGUCCAGUAUAUAAAGCUACAAUGGCUACAAAUGAAGUCGUAGCCGUAAAAGUGCUAGCAUCUAAUUCAAAACAGGGGGAGAAGGAAUUCCAAACAGAGGUACUUCUCCUGGGUAGACUCCAUCAUCGGAAUCUUGUGAAUUUAGUUGGAUAUUGUGUAGAUAAAGGUCAACACAUGUUGAUAUAUCAAUAUAUGAGUAACGGGAGUUUGGAAAGUCACUUAUAUAGUGAAGGUGAAAAGGUCUUGAGCUGGGAACAAAGGCUCCAAGUUGCUUUGGAUAUUUCACAUGGAAUUGAAUAUCUUCAUGAAGGGGCUGUCCCUCCCGUCAUACAUCGGGACCUAAAGUCUGGUAAUAUAUUAUUGGACCGAUCAAUGGGAGCAAAGGUUGCAGAUUUUGGGUUGUCCAAGGAAGAGGUAUUUGAUGGCCGGAAAUCAGGUCUGAAGGGUACAUAUGGUUACAUGGACCCUGAUUACAUAUCCAGUAGCAGGUUAACAAAGAAGAGUGAUGUCUAUAGUUUUGGGAUAAUCAUCUUCGAACUGAUCACAGGCAUCCAUCCUCAGCAAAACCUGUUGGAAUACGUCAAUCUUGCGGGUAUGAGCUCAGAUGGUGUAGAUGAAAUACUAGAUAAGCAUAUUGUCGGGAAAUGCAACAUUGAGGAAGUAAGACUCCUUGCUAGCAUUGGUCACAAGUGCAUACACAAAACACCAAGAAGGCGUCCAUCAAUUGCAGAUGUUUCACAAGCCAUCUCAAGAAUAAAGCGGCGGCGUCUUACCAAGGAGGACACAAUGUCUUUUGCAGGAGGAGAUGUUCACGAUGUCUUGAGGCGGAUAGAAAAUCAGCAGGUGGAAUUGAGUUCAUUAACAAGCAUCAAAGAGAGAGUACAAGCAUAAUCUUUAACAACUAUGCUCCAGUUUUCCCUGAUCCUCUGAUUGUGGUUUGUAUGGGCUUUUGCAAUUCAUCGUAUUUAAAACUUCAGAACAUCUUUACGAUCCCUUUGAGACCUCGACCAAAUCCCAUUUGUCUAACCUAGUGAUAGAACCAAGUCAAAAGAAAAGACUUAUUUAGCUAGGGUUAGGUUCUGAAGUUGGGGCUAUCUAGAACCAGAGAGACAGAGAGGCCUAUAAACAUGUACAGUUACUCUUCAUUUCAUAUAUCAAAAGUAAUCCGAUUUUAUCAC